AUGUUUGCAUCAAUCCUUCUCUUAAGGCUGAAACUCAACCUCGAUAAUUUCACCCUUAAAACAUUGCUUACAAAGAAAGGCAUAGACCUUUCUCCGCUUGAUCCAUAUCCAUCAGUCAAGAAACUUGUUAGCCUUGCUGCAGAUUCAAAAACAAAAAUAUCUGAUUUGAUCAAUGAAAUGUCCCCGAUAAUCGGCGCUAGCUAUGAUGCUAUUCAAGCCGGAUAUCAAAAAUCCGAAAUGCCAAAAUUCCUCACAAACAAGACUGCUUUAACAGAAUUGAUUAAUGAUGACGUUAUCUCCUCAGAAACAAUUGAUACCAUCUUCACUUAUUGGACUCAUGUAUCCAAGCUCAUUAAACUGUUUGGAUAUAGUGAUAAGAAAGUAAAGUCCCUCUUACAAGCCAUUAAAGACAAUAACAAGAAGUAUACAGUUGAAGAUGCACUCGAUGCUUUUGAUCUCCCAUCUGGAUACGCUUACUACAUUUUCGAGGCUAUCGAUAAAGCUAUGAACGAUAAAGAUUACACAAUUGGUGAUAUUCCACCACAUCUUUUCAUUCCAGUUGACGACUUCAUGACAGCACUAAAACAGAUUCCUACAUUAAUUGCAGAUGACCACGUAACACUUGAUGAAUUCGUUAAAGAGCUUGAUGCCCUUAUUACAACAGGAGUAGCUACAACAUUAGGUGUUAGAACCAUUAUCGGAAAGACAAUUUAUCUUUUCCUUUCACCAAUAGUCAAGAUGAUUCCAAAGUCUUCUAAGGAUGUCAAAUCAUUCGUCAGCGACUUUGUUGAUUUAUAUGAUGGCAUUAUUGCUGAUACAUCUGUUCCAGUUGAUGUUGUUAAUAAAGUCAAGGAAUGGAGUGUUGUAGUUGAACUCUUAAGAGCAUCAUUGCAAACAAAGGAAAUCAAGAUGCCACCAAACGCUGUCGAGUUCGCAAAAACCGUACUUCCAUACUUUGACUCAAGAGUUCCAUUAUCUUCCAACUUAAUCAAUGAUUAUAGUUGGGCUCAUUACAUUGGCCAAAACUCUUUCCCAUAUGUUAUUGCAAAAGGAGAUGUUCCAAUUGUUUAUGCAAUUCUCACAACGAUCUUAGAAGAAGAAGUUACAGAAGCCAAUAUUAAGGAAACAGUUGAGAAUAUUCGCGCCACGCUCAAAGAAAAACUUGACAUUACAGAAGAUAUUAAAACAAAAGUUAUUAACUAUCUUUAUGCAUAUUCAUCUCAUGUUUCAAUGCUCGAUCCUAAUGUUACUCUUAAUGAUCUUGUUCAGGCUGUUGAAUUUGAGCCAUAUGAUCCAGAUACAAUCAAAGCCACAAUUGAUGCUUUUAUUCACUUGAUCAACAAAUAUCAGAGCUUCAGUACAUAUUCAACAACAGUUGUAAACAAAUUGAAAGAAAUCAAGGGUGUUAUCACAGCAAAUACAAAGGUCAUUGAUAUUGUUAAACUUUUCCCAGCUGGAGACUUCAUUUCCUCAUUGCUAUCAUGUGCUAACACAAUAGAUUAUGAAGCCAACGAAACAUUUGAUGAAAAGGCAGCUCACUUCAAUGAUUUAGUUGCAUUUGGCGUUAAAGUUGUUCCAACAUUAGAUGCCUGGGUUGCCUUAGAUAGCGCAACAAUCAGUCAGAUGCUCAAUGCUGUUGUCACAACAUCAGCUGAAGGCAAGCAAUUUGUCAGCAACAUUGUCAAGGCUCUCAAUGAGUUCGACUCAAAUGCCCUUCAUUUCAAUGGAAAUGAUAUCGCUGACAUUUUUGGAGAAGACUAUACUAAUUUAGCAAACAGCGUCAAAGAAGUUACAAAAAUCCCAUAUUCAAACACUGCAACUGUACUCUAUUACGCUACCCUCGUUAACUUCACUGAAUCAAUCGAUUCACUUUACAGCCUUGCAUUAGAAGCAUCAACAGGCACACUUAAAUACGAUACUAUUGGCGAAGCUGGCAGCCAAAUAAGUAAUCAAAAUGAAAAGUUAAAUGAAGAAUAUAACGGCAAACGCGGACUUUCAGGAGGAGCUAUUUUCGGUAUCGUAUUGGCUGUUUUGGUUGUUAUUGGUGCUGUCUGCUUUGCUGUUUGGUUCUUUGUCUUCAGAGGUCAAAAGAAAGAAUCACAAUCCGGUACUGAACAAAUAACUUUAGUAUAA
Molecule: messenger RNA, 2133 nt
Organism: Trichomonas vaginalis G3
Lineage: Eukaryota; Parabasalia; Trichomonadida; Trichomonadidae
Exons: 1
Coding region: 1-2133 (710 amino acids)
Source: RefSeq, a predicted model, not a curated record